Molecule: messenger RNA, 1020 nt
Organism: Carica papaya (papaya)
Lineage: Eukaryota; Viridiplantae; Streptophyta; Magnoliopsida; Brassicales; Caricaceae
Product: putative thiol methyltransferase 2
Molecular function (GO): S-adenosylmethionine-dependent methyltransferase activity
Source: RefSeq, a predicted model, not a curated record
UGACAGCUGUUUUCUUCUUUCUCUUCUUUCUGUAGCAUUCGAAAUCGGCUAUUAACAAUCUGUGCCGGUAAUGUCGACAAUAUCGUGAUUCGUUCGACAAUGGAGAAGGGGAGUGGAGAAAAACUCGAGACUGUGAAUCUCAAAAACAUUCCCGAGCUCAAUAAGCUCCAGCAAUUGAUUAACGCCGAUCCUUCUGGUGCCUGGGAAAAGAGGUGGGAGCUGGGAAUAACCCCAUGGGAUUUAGGACAACCAACACCUAUCGUUCUUCACCUUCAGCAACAUGGGUCUCUUCCCAAUGGUAGAGCUCUAAUACCUGGAUGUGGCACCGGAUAUGAUGUGGUGGCAAUGGCAUCUCUUGAACGUUAUGUCGUCGGAUUGGACAUAUCGGAAAAUGCCAUUAAGAAGGCAAAGGAGAUGUCAUUCUCAUCACCAAAUGCAAACUGUUUUGCCUUCUUAAAGGAAGACUUCUUCACUUGGUGCCCUAGUGAGUUAUUUGAUCUCAUUUUUGACUAUACGUUCUUCUGCGCCAUUGAACCGUCAAUGAGAUCAGCAUGGGCAAAGAGAAUGCACGAACUUCUAAAACUAGAUGGAGAGCUUAUAACAAUGAUAUUCCCAAUCACUGACCGUGUUGGUGGACCGCCUUAUUCAGUAUCAGUAGCUGCCUAUGAAGAGGUGUUAUGUCCCAUUGGCUUUAGGCCAGUGUCUAUUGUGGACAAUAAUCUUGCUACAGCUUCUCGCCAGGGAAUAGAAAAGCUGGGAAGGUGGAAGAAGCUCGUAGAUAAACCUUCCCUGUAACAGUGAUCAUCAAAACUUUAUGAGGAUUGGCUUUCUGAGCUGGAGACGAUGACUUCUAAUGCAUGAUUGGUUAAUGUGAACAAUGCUACUUUAUAAAAGUUCAUUUUUCAUAUUUCAUGUAUUGGUGUGUAUAGUUUCAAUCGAAAAGAAGAGCAAUAAAUAAACUAUUGUAAUUUACACAGUGGUUAAAAGUUUGGUUAUAAUUUCAUCUUUUUUUUGUUAUAA